Cuscuta epithymum is the source of this 1301-nucleotide messenger RNA. NCBI's taxonomy places the organism in Eukaryota, Viridiplantae, Streptophyta, Magnoliopsida, Solanales, Convolvulaceae. The record is from the annotation of a GenBank genome assembly.
AAAUGUACCUACACCUAAUGUAUAGUAUAGGAGCUCCACGUGUGCCUGUUGCCGUUUCUUUCCCUUCAUCAUCGACUUUAUUGCGUUUUCUGUGCCCGAAACUAACGAAUGGUGUCUUCGGACGGUGGAGAUUACCGUUCGAACGCGAAGAAGGAGAAACAGAAGAAACUGAAGAAGCUAAAAGAUCUAGAGAGGGAAAAGUCACAUCGAAAAAGAUCGAAGAAACAUGGACUUAUACAUAGAUCGGGUGGGAAGGCACCUCCUGUCCAGCUAUCUUACACGCAUAGUGUGGUGCUCGAUGAAUGGUCCAGUCUUCGAGCAGCACAGACUGCCUUAUCGGAUUUCAACGAGAGAAGGCAAUUUGAUGAACAGGGUCCUCAUGAGGAGUAUGAGCUUGUUCAAGCACUUGGCUGUGCUUAUACGAUGUCACCUGAUGCUGUGUAUCCUUCUUGUCUGCAUUUCAACUUCAUUGCUAGGCCGAAAAACAAAAAAAGCGAAUCACUGGUGGUGGAGGAGGAUAAUAAGCUCUUUUUCGGGGAAGUAAAGUGCUCAUAUAUUAAUGGUAGUGACUCUCGCUGUAGUUUUUGCUGCAUCUUAGGGCAACCUGGUACUGUGACAGGGCUUUGUGGAUGUGAUUUACAUUGUCGUUACUGUCCUGAACUCAUCCAACAUCCUGAAGGAGGUGGAUACCGAAUGUCUUACAAGCCCGUGGUGCGCCUUAUGAUGGGAGAGGAAUCAGAGAAUUCAGAGUAACAUUUUUAGAAGUAUUGGUUUUUCAAAUGUUCUCACCAUCCGCUCAUUUUAAUAUGCAAUUGUCUUUGUUUUUUGCUCAGCUCCUAUUUUGAACUCCAUAAUGACCGUAUCUCUUUAACUCUUUCGAUUUCCCACUCACCUCAUUAUACUAAAUUUAUGUUUUUCCAGAUGUAUGCAAGUUGUAAAUCAAUAGCAUUUUUCAGGCUCUUCAUUCUGCUUGAGUGUAGGGGUGGACCGGAUCGAUUCUAGCUUUCAAACUGGACUGCCCACAGUAUUAUAUGGUGUAGACUGGGUAGGGUUGGUUCCGGUUUAUCAGGCCGUUUAUAUUACAGAGUAAUACGAUAGUACAUUUUUUUGUUCGAACAGUCAUAUACCAAUCAACCACUAUACUAUACUACAUUCACUAGUGUAACACCCGGGACAUGUCCCGGUAGUGUUACUAUGAUAUGAGCUCAGGUGAUAAAUACCAAUAAACAUUGUGACAAAUUGGAUAUGAUCAAAAGUUUGAUUAUAAUUGUCUUUUACUACGUAUGACGGUAUGAACUAAC